Messenger RNA from Phyllostomus hastatus (greater spear-nosed bat), 657 nucleotides. It is a transcript of the gene CLDN25, whose product is annotated as claudin 25. Gene Ontology annotation, cellular component: bicellular tight junction; plasma membrane. Gene Ontology annotation, molecular function: structural molecule activity. The record is from RefSeq and is a predicted model, not a curated record. The transcript has a single exon. Gene Ontology annotation, biological process: cell adhesion; bicellular tight junction assembly. The coding region runs from base 1 to 657 and encodes 218 amino acids. Lineage: Eukaryota; Metazoa; Chordata; Mammalia; Chiroptera; Phyllostomidae.
AUGGCCUGGAGUGUCCUUGGGAAAGCUCAGCUUGGGGGACUGCUCCUCUCUCUCCUGGGCUGGGUCUGUUCCUGUGUCACCACUGCCCUGCCUCAGUGGAAGACUUUCAGCCUGGAUCUGAAUGAAAUGGAGACCUGGAUCAUGGGCCUUUGGGAGGUCUGCGUAAAUCAGGAGGAAGUUGCCACUGUGUGCCAGUCCUUUGAGUCCUUCUUAUCUCUGCCCCAGGAACUCCAGGUAUCCCGCAUCCUCAUGGUGGCCUCCCAUGGGCUGGGAUUAUUGGGGCUUCUGCUCUCUGGCUUUGGGCUGGAAUGCUGCCAGUUUUACAAUAUCAGAUGGGUAUUUAAGAGGCGGCUUUGCAUCCUAGGAGGGACUUUGGAGGCAUCAGCUUCAGCCACCACCCUCUUUCCAGUCUCCUGGGUGGCCUACACCACAAUCCAAGACUUCUGGGAUGACAGUAUCCCUGAGAUUGUACCUCGGUGGGAGUUUGGAGAUGCCCUGUACUUGGGAUGGGCUGCUGGUAUUUUCCUGGCUCUUGGUGGGUUACUCCUCAUCUGCUCUACCUGCCUGGGAAAAGAUGUGCCCUUUCCCCAGGUGGCUGGUCCUACAGCCCACCAUAUCGUGCUCCAGCAGAGGAGUCUGAUGACUCCUUCUAUCUAA